UUCAAAUGUUUAUUCAUCUCGUGGUGAAUUUGAACUAGGAAGAGAUAUUUGACAUAGGCAAAUAAACAAAUUAAAACACAAGGUCAAAGUAGGAUUAUCAUGGACUGAAGUAAAUGGUGAAUUAGUGGUAAAAAAAAUUUUUUUUCUAAACAACAUUACGAUAUAAUUCAUGAAACUAUCGAGUAUAGAAAGAAUUCAACAAAAAAAAGAUCUUUGUGGAUGUAUUUUACAUGCAUUCGAACUAUCAAUAUCUGGACCAAUCAACCUGAAAAUAGUAGCUAGCUUUUAAUAAUCUCUCUGAGAAAUUAGUCAACAUCGACUUUUAGCCGUAUUAUAUCCUUAUAAGAAGAAAAAAGUAAAAUCUACCAAGUAGAAAUAAUGACCGUUUGCCUUCUAAUCUAUUAUUCAAAUUUUUUAUAGAAUAUACCAAAAAGGUAGAUUAUCGGCAACUGAAAAAAAAAUGCAAUAUUUAAAAUAUUGUUUAUUGUCUAUAUAUUGAGGUUAUGUAGUGAAACAAGGAUGAAAAGCGACAUAUUUUUUUCGGUUUAUGAGGAUUGAUUGCUGGCAAGUUCAAUCACUGAAAAUUUCUUUAAAAAAAUGGCGCUCAUAUUAUAAAGUUGCUUAUCAAUAUAAUAAUAACAAAGCUUUAUCAAAAAAGGGGUCUCAUAGCCAUUGCAGUUUUUGAUGCUCUUUCGAACAAAAAAAGAAAACUAUUUCACUUAGUAUCAGAUUAUAGUUGACUUUCACUAGAGAUCCGUUGUUCGAGCAUCAUUCUGAGAAAAAAACGAAAAAGAUUUUUAGGUUUUUCGAAUAGGGAUUGUCAAAAAAAAAUCUUGAAAACUUUUCGAAAAAAAUUAAAAAGUUUUUAUCUUUUAUGAAAGAGCAAAUGACAGGCUAUCGCUCCAUGUAUAUUUGUCAAUUUCAAUGAUUCUGACGAAAAGUGACUUUUUUGAGGGGGACUUAAUUAAAAAUUAGAAUGCACUUCGAUCAUAUAGUUAUGAUAAGAAUCUCAAAUCCUGCUGUUCGAUUAUAUGAAAAAACUUGUUUUUUUGGAAUUUUGUAUGUAUCGUCGUCCUUAUGGAUAAACAGACGUUAAAAUUUUUUUCAAGGGAACUUGUCCAUGCUGUUCUAUUCAGGAUAAAAUAAAAUCUCAUUUUGGACUGGCAAAUGAUCCAUUCUUGAUAUAAUUCAUGUAAAAUUUGAAUGAUCCUUCAAAAUAGAAAUAUUUAUUUAUUUUUUAUACAGACUAAAUUUUGCUGUUUUUCUCAUCAAGAUACGAUAAUACUAAAAAUUAAGUAUUGACUAACGUUUUGAAUGAGUAACAUUACAAGUUAAAAUAUUCAAGUUCAUUAUGUUGCAUAUGAACAAUUCGAAUGCCUAAAAAAAUACGAAAACACAUUUUUUCGUUGAAUGUCUCCUAAAUUGUUAUCAUUCUUGAUGCUCUUAUAAAGACUUUUUUUGUAAGAAUGUAGAAAUUAAAAAGCAAAAACUGUUUAUUUUUUUAGCAAUUUAAAGCUCAUGAUCGUUUUCAUCCAAGGUCAUCAGAAAUCUAUGCUGAACUAGAUCGAUUAUCUUCUGAAUUAAUUCAACAUGGUCAUGGACUUGAUUCAAGUUGGAUAACUCGUUCAAUGAAAGAAGAUGAAAUUAUUGAAUCGGUUGUAUGUGGACAUAGUGAGAAAUUAGCAAUUGCAUUUAAUUUCAUUCAACAACCUAUUCCAUCGAUUAUUCAAAUUACUAAAAAUCUUCGUGUCUGUGGUGAUUGUCAUGAAGCUACAAAGUUGAUCGCAAAAAAUCGACAACGUCAUAUUAUUGUUCGUGAUGCUAAUCGUAUUCACCAUUUCUAUUCAAGUGGACAAUGUUCUUGUCAAGAUCAUUUUUAA
This is a messenger RNA of Rotaria sp. Silwood1, 1880 nucleotides long. The record is from the annotation of a GenBank genome assembly. Lineage: Eukaryota; Metazoa; Rotifera; Eurotatoria; Philodinida; Philodinidae.